Messenger RNA from Didymodactylos carnosus, 1497 nucleotides. NCBI's taxonomy places the organism in Eukaryota, Metazoa, Rotifera, Eurotatoria, Philodinida, Philodinidae. The record is from the annotation of a GenBank genome assembly.
AUGCAAACAUCGGUACUCCCGGUCAAUAAUAGGCGAACUAGAACAUCUCAACAAGUCAGAAAUGGCGUAAUCGUUUCACGUAAAAAUUCGAUUUCUGCUUCACAUCGUCGAUCGGUAGAACGCCAAGAAAGUUCAGCUGCCAUAUCGAAAAAAAAACCUCCACCACUACUAUCUCGUCGAAUUCAUACAGAAAUAACGGACUUACGUUCAACAGAACAGUCACCAUCACCAUCCGUAGCAACUGUACAAUAUAAUCAAGCCCCUCGUUUAUCAUGGAUAAUACCACCGGCUACCGCCGAAUCAGCACGUCUCGAAAGUAGCGAAAAUGGUAAAUGGAUACCACCUACGGUACAAAUGUUGGUACUGAAACCGUUGAAUGCUGUAGAGAUACGAACAAGAUGUAUUUUUCUUCGAGUAGGAGAAAUUGAUACGCUUAAUGAGCGUUAUUAUGGUGAAAUAUUGUUUGAAGCCAGUUGGAAUGAUAUUAAAUUGAAGAAUAAAACAACAUAUGAUCCAUCAGUUGGUCAUUGGAAUCCAAAUCUAGUUAUUCUAAAUAGUAUUGGUGAUGUCAAACAUGAAACAUCCUAUUCGAUCUACGAAGACGGAACAAAUAUUCCAGAAAUUACCGAACAUCAUAGAAUUAAAGGAACAUUUUGGGAAAGAAUGGAAUUGUAUCAUUUUCCCGCUGAUGUUCAAGAGCUUUCUUUAACAAUGACAACAACUCGGCGUGAUGAUGAGCUAAGAUUUUUCCAAAAUUAUUAUAAACCUAGUGGUGUUAUUCGAACAAUAUUUACCGAUGAACAAGAAUGGUAUUUGUAUGAACAUUGUGAAAUACAUAUACAAGAACCAAUUGAAGAAUUUUCUGAUAAUGGUGAUCGAAUUAAACAUGGCGUUGUUGUAUGCACUUGUCAUGUAGCAAGAAAAUGUGGUUAUUUUUUUUGGAAUUUAUAUUUUCUUGUGUUUUUAAUAACAUCGGCGAGUUUUUGUACAUUUGCCAUUCCAAUAACAAAUACUCAUGGACGUGUACAAGUUGCAUGUACAUUACUUUUAACGUCCGUUACAUUUCGAUGGACAGUAAAUAAAUCACUACCCACAAUUUCGUAUCUAACUGCUGUGGAUAUUUAUGCGAUUGGUUCUAUAUUUGCUUUAUGCUUGUUGAACAUCUAUCAUGGAGUAAUUGGCUAUAUUAAUUAUUAUAAGAGUACAAAUGACAGCAAUGUAGCAUCGAACACCACCGCUGAAUUUGCCCUUGUUAUUAUUGAUCGUUAUACACUCGUAGUAUUCUCAGCACUUUAUUUUUCUUAUCAGAUACUUAUCGUCUUUUGGAUGUGGAGGGGUCCAUGGAAAAAACGUCGAUUAAUGAAUAAAAAAGAUUCGACUAAAAAAUAUAAUUAUUUGAGACAGUCACUAAAACCACCACCAUCACCACUAUUAAAUUCAAAUAAACCAGGUGAUGUCAAAACAAUAACUUCAACACUUAUUCAAGAUCUAGAAUAA